This is a messenger RNA of Malaya genurostris, 1670 nucleotides long. It is a transcript of the gene CDC50, whose product is annotated as cell cycle control protein 50A. Gene Ontology annotation, cellular component: plasma membrane; Golgi apparatus; endoplasmic reticulum. The transcript has 6 exons. The record is from RefSeq and is a predicted model, not a curated record. Bases 165 to 1244 code for a protein of 359 amino acids. NCBI's taxonomy places the organism in Eukaryota, Metazoa, Arthropoda, Insecta, Diptera, Culicidae.
UUUUUUUUCAUUUAUUGUUGGAAAAAAUUUUCACAUCGCGUUGAUUGUAGUAAUUUGAUAAAAGAAAAUAUUUUGUGGCAGAAAGAAACAGUUGCAUUUUACAAAAUCGCAAGAACUUGCUAAUUGAGUAUUUCGCUCGGCAUCUUGGAAGUCUAGUCGAUACGAUGCCCGACGCGGUGGACGGUGGAAACAUUCCAAAAUCGAAACGACCUUCGGACUCGGCUUUCAAGCAACAGCGACUUCCGGCCUGGCAACCCGUAUUGACGGCUGGGACAGUCCUUCCGGCCUUUUUUGUCAUUGGAAUCGCCUUCAUUCCCGUAGGGGUAGCUCUGCUCUACUUCUCGAAUGCCAUUACUGAGUUUGUGUACGAUUAUACCCACUGUAUUCAGAUGGGUAGCAAUAAUCGUACUUGCUCGGAAGUGCUGAGCAUGAAGGAAGCGGACGAUUGUGUGUGUUCGGUCAAUUUUACACUGGAAAAAGAUUUCCUCGGUAAAGUGUACAUGUACUACGGGCUGACCAAUUACUAUCAAAAUCACCGACGGUACGUGAAGUCUCGUGAUGACGAUCAACUGCUCGGUCGUCUCUCGGCGACACCGUCCAGUGAUUGUGCUCCCUUUGCCUACACCGACGAUGCCAACACGCUACCAAUUGCACCCUGCGGUGCGAUUGCCAAUUCACUGUUCAGUGAUACCUUCGAGCUAACAUCGGAUUUGUACGGCCCGGUUCCGCUGUUGAGAACGGAAAUUGCCUGGCCGUCGGAUCGGAAGAUAAAGUUUCGCAACCCGGAAGGUGAGGGCAGUCUGAAGCAAAAGUUGAGUGGAUUUUCGCGGCCCAGGGACUGGCAGAAGGAUCUGUGGGAACUUGAUCUUCUCGAUGAUAAUAACAACGGCUUUCAGAACGAAGAUCUCAUCGUUUGGAUGCGCACGGCUGCGCUGCCCAGUUUCCGCAAGUUGCAUCGCCGCAUCGACCACUCCAAGAAGUACUUCGUGGAUGGAUUGGGAAAAGGAAACUACACGCUGAAAAUAAACUACUCCUACUCGGUCAGUGAGUUUGACGGUACCAAAAAGAUCAUCCUGUCGACCACGUCGCUGCUGGGCGGUAAAAAUCCCUUCCUCGGAUUUGCCUACAUCAUAGUAGGCAGCGUCUGUCUUUUGCUGGGCAUCGUUUUGCUUGUGAUUCAUAUCAAAUGUAGUAAAAACACUUCCGGCAUCAACAGCGUAAGUCAGCGCACGCCGUACACAUAGGAGUUACUUUCGUUGAACAGCUAAGUUACCCUUUCCGAAACGUAGAUUCCCUACCUGACUGUUUGCUGGUUGGUUGAAUUUGUCAGAUUUUUAACGCGGUAAGUACUGUUCAACAGAGCUGAGGAGGAGCCUAACUAAUUCAUUGGAACCGAAAACGAAAGGAUGCUUUAACAAUCGUGUCUAGUUAAGUUUGAAUUACGAUCAUACUUUUUUUUUUAAACUAAGUGAUUGUUUGUACAGUGUUUGUUUUACUGGCAACCGGAUUUUAUUUAUAGGAAAAUGAUAUCAGAAGAAUACAGUAUUGUUGUCUCAGGCGAGCAUGAAUUCAGCAUAUUUGUUAGAUGGUAGGAGAAGCACAGACAAACAUUUGUCAAAUUGAUGCAAAGAAAAAUAAAAACUGAAGGCAAUCAGAUAAAUGUUGGAAAA